UUCAGUCAUUUUGCGGCAUUUUAAACGUUAACAACACGGAAUAGCGUCGUCCUGUUGAAAAAUAAUUAAAACUAAAACAAAAAUAUAUAAAUAAACGUAUUUAGUGAAAUAAACCAACAAAAUAAAUAGAAUUCAAUGCGAUUUAUAAAAAAGAAUUAUGUUUAAUGAGUGCGUGGUUUUGCAGGAGUGCUUUAAAAAUGUACGUGCAAUUUAAUGCUUUUUUUCAUAAAUUUUAAAUCAAAAUCUAAAUAAAAAUAUUAUAAUAAAAAUUUACAAUGUAAUUCAAUUAAAUUCGUAUGUAAAGCACAAUAAAAUAAAAUGAUCCAAAAUAAAGUAUAGCAGCCAAUUUAAAUAAAAGUGAAAAAAUGCUUAAAAAACAACAAUAAAAAUCAAAAAUAAAUUUCAUAUCAAGCAACAGCAACAAGGUAAAAAUAUACAACAACUACAACUGUAACGAAAUUGAAAACUCGUCUGCAACCAAACAAUCUGCCAACACCCUUUUAAUACAACAACACGACCCUUAACAACCACUACAUACCGAACAACCACAACAACAAUCAAACAAAAAUUCCAAUAUUAUAAAACUACAACAUACACAAAUUUUAAAUUUGCUAACAAAUUGCUGAAUAUCACUGAUUGAUAUAAUCACCAAUAAUGUCUGAAACUGCCUAUUUUUGAUUAUGAGCCUAAAUGUGUGGUUUAAAGGUUGUAUGGAGAAAAAGAAUCAACAACAACAGGAGUAACAUGACUUUUAUGAUUUCCUAAAACCAUAAAACCAUGCGUGCCGCUACAAUAGUUAAAGUAGCAGCAGCAUCCUUGUCGUCGUUAAAUCAUCUUAAAAUUUCAAGUGGUUUUUAUACUGCAGCAACAGCAAAAACAACAACCGCAGGAAGUAGACAUAUACACAGCACAUUAAAAACAACAACAAGGACACAUCAUCAACAAACAUAACAGUUGUUGUUGUAGUGAUAGUAGAAGACGUAUGUAUGUAGUAGAAGCAAUAACAACCGUAAACGAUAAAAUUAACUACACAUACUCACACACAUACACCCGAGACGACAACAACCACAAAUAGAAAGAAAACAAAAAGGAAAGGAACCGAGAACAAAAAACAAAAAGAAAAGGAAAAGGGCAAAGUCAUUAUCAUCGUCAUCAACAUCAACAUCAAGAACAUCCUCGACAUCCUCAUCAUCGUAAUUGCCUCCACCACUACUACUUUAGAAUUUAGUUAGAAGAAACAAACAUUUUUUAGUCUUUAAAAAAAAGAAAACAAAAACAGAGGAGAGUGCAAAAUUUAGGAAGCUAAAUCACAGCUACAACAAUAGGAACUACAUUAGCUGUAUUGGGCCAGAAAAUUGUUCGUUCGUAUACAACAAGCAGAACAGCACAACAACGACGACAACCAGACUAGAACAAUAUGCCGCUACCGUUGCUGCCUUUUAACUUGUGGUCUUUAACCAUUACAGGACUUGUAUGUGCUAUAUUGAUGACAACAAUAACAAAUGUUUUUGCCAUCGACUGUUUCAAAUGUGUUUCAUAUAAUGGCACCAACAAGGCUUGUGAUGAUCCUUUUCACAAUAAUUACUCAACCGGUAUAUUGGAAUCACCGUGCAUGGGUGGACGUAAAGGUAGAAAUGGAUUGUUUCCAGCUACAGCAUGCAUUAAAAUUGCUGGUUACUAUGAUGACAAUGGUGAAACUAUAACAGUGAGAGGUUGUGCUCUAGAUAGUGGCACUUUAACUACAGACACGGAAAUCGUACGUAUGUCACACUGUGGCAAAUUCUAUUACGAUGACAGAUACGUACAUGGCUGUCUGCAGAGUUGUAGCGAUGCCGAUGCCUGUAAUACCGCCUCCCAAACUCUACACAUAUCAUCAACGACAUCCCUUAGAUUAAAAUAUUUGCUGACAUCCUUAGUUGUAAUAUUUAUGAAUAAUUAUCAAUUGGAUACCACCAGGUAGCAUUACCGUAUACUCUAAUUAGUAUUAUAGUCCAAAAAUAUCUAACUAUUAUAAUCUAGAGAAACCAAAAAAAUAAAAAACAAGCAACAAAAACUUAACUAUUAUAAAUCAUGAUAAGAAUUUAUUUAUUAUUAAGCUGUAAAUUUUGAAAGCAUUUAUAGCAAAAAAACGAAAAUAAUAUCAUAGAUUAUAACGACUACAUAUAUGUAUAUUAAAAAAAGAACAUAUUUUAUGGAUCGAAAUAUAUGAAAUAAAUUCACACAUUUUACACCAUAAAUCUUUAGCAAACUACUCGUUCGUUCACAAAUUCAAAGUAAAAAUCUAAAAAAACACAAAGCAUUAAGUUUUUCUCAACAUUUUUAAAAAUCAUUCGCACUGUAAAACCAAGCAAAGGGCAAAACUUCUUAAAAAAAAAACAUUUUACUUUUUUAUAAAGCAAAGAAAGAAAUUAUAUAUUUUUGCUAUAUUUAAGCCAAUCACCCAUAAAAUAUAAAGAUGUUUGUUCUCUACAGCAUUAGUUAGAAAUAUAAAGAAAAAAUAUAAAAUUCCACAAAAAAAGAACGAAAACCCCAUUAUCCUCUGGCACACGUAACUUUGUCAUUAUACACUCAAAUAAAUUUUAACGAUAUCGAAGGCGAAUUUCGUUUUGUUCUUCUUUUUUUUGUAUUUUUUCGGUUAUUUGUAAUUUGUUUUCUUACAAGUGAAUUAACAUUAUUACUAUUAUUAUCAUACACAGAGAUGGAAAAGAAUUAAAACUAUAAUUUUUGUAUUGUGUUAUUAUUUAAUUUAUUUGAUUCUUUUAAGUCUCUGUAUAAAUAUAAAUAUGAAAAAAGGUUAAAAAUAAAACUUUAAUGUGAUUUAAAUUUAAUGCAAUUUAUGUACUAAAAUAAGUAUUACAAUUUAAUUAUAUUUAUAUAAAAAUAUAUCAAUCUACAUAUAUUAACUAAUUCAUUUAGUAUAAACUAACUAAUGUAAUUAAAAACAAAUAGAUUUAAUUAUAAAAACCUAAUACUAUAUAUACUGGCUUUACUAAUUUAACAAAAUAUUUUAGUUUAGUUGCACUAUGGAUGAAACAUUUAUUUAAUGCAAACAAAAACUUUUUCAAAGGUUCAAUAGCAGAUAAUUUCAUAUUUGUAUUUAUUUUAUUUUAUAUCAAUAGAUCAAAGUUUUGUGAAAAUCGAGUUACAUUUCAUCAAAGGUUCCAUAUAAAAUCCCAUUUGGGAAAUCACUAAAAAUCGUUAAAUCAAAUAAUCUAACAAAUCUAGUAAUCUAGUAAAUAUAUCACUUUAAAAGUUUAUUUAUAUAAAUAUUUCAGUAUCAUACUGUACUUUCUUACUUUUACUAAAUUUAUAAAUAUUUUAAAAUUUUUUAAUAAUAAGGUUCCAUAUUAAAUACAUAUUUUCUUAAAUAAAAAGCAAACAAAAUUAAUAUUU
Molecule: messenger RNA, 3393 nt
Organism: Lucilia cuprina (Australian sheep blowfly)
Lineage: Eukaryota; Metazoa; Arthropoda; Insecta; Diptera; Calliphoridae
Exons: 7
Coding region: 1418-1960 (180 amino acids)
Source: RefSeq, a predicted model, not a curated record